CUCAACUCCUCAAGGGCAGCCCAGCGUGGGGCUUACUCUACAUUCUCUCAGGCCUGAUUCCAUCUCCCACUGCCCAGGACCCCCAGCUAGGCUAGACCCCCUCUCGAUUCUGCUGCUGCUGCCACUGAUGGGUAAAGGGUUGGCUCUUUCCCUGAGCGCCAGCUAGAGGGGGAGAAGAAAUCUCCAGGCCUCCCUGUGGAGUGGGGUGAGGUGGGGGUACCCUUAGGAUCUGUACUCAGAUCCUGCCCCUCCCAGCCCAGGCUCCCAGAGCAAUUGCCCAGGAAGUGCCAGACACAAUUCCCCCACUCGGCUGCUCAAGUGGCAGCUGCUACCCACCCACCAGAAACCUGAACCUGAUUGUUGGCCGUGGCCAGAGCAUUUGAACCUGAUGGACCUGUGGCCUCCAGGGUCCUGAGCUCUACUGCAUUGUCAGUUACCUACAGGUGGUGAGGAGGGUGAGGGUUCUAGAGAUGGUAUUAGGGUUUUUCUGGGCAGAUUCGGCCCUGUGGGGGUUCAAGUCAUUGCUGGGGACUGGAGAGAGGGCUGUGCUCUGAAUUUUUGGAAUGGGGGGCUGACCAUGCACCCACUGCCUACUCAGUCUCCUUGGGCCCUCCCCCAGCACUCUGAGAAUUGCUGCUUCUGUGACUCUCAGGAUUGGGGAGGCCGUGGCCCUGAGAAUGUGAUCUCCCAGAGCAAGCACAGUCAUGGCAGCAAUAAGACCUGGUGGCGGGCACAGAGUAGUGAGGGGGCUGCUGUGCCCAUGUAUGCAGGUCUGGGGUCAGAGCCUGGUCACUUUGAUCAGCCCUUGUGGUUACAGGUGUUGAGAAUGUCACCAUCUAGCUGGACCUAGUAGGUGCCUUCUACUUUACCCACCUCAUCAUGACUGUCAAGGUGACCCACUACCCCAACCUGAAGGCUUGCUCUGUGCCUCCCACCCUGAUGACUACCAGUGAUGCUUGCCCGUGGUGACCCAAGGACCCCCAGGGUCUGUCUGUCCCCAGACAUUCCACCCAGAAGCUCUGCUCCUCAAGCACUCAGUGGACCAUGGCCACUCCUGGCAUAUGUACUGAUACUUUGCCCACAACUGCUCAGGCCUCUUUCCUGGGAUUCUUCCUGCCCCUGGCCACAGUGUCAGUGACCUUGUCUGUGACCAGUGUUACUUGGACACUGAGCCUUCCACGGAGGGGGAGGUCAGGCCCAGAGGAAGGAGGGUCAGGCCCUGGGGUGAAGCGAGAAGCUCAAGCUUCUUUUCAGGUAAUUUUCAAGGUUCUGGACCCAGCCAUUCUGGUGGAGGAUCCGAACAACCCCAAGAUUCAGGGUAAUUGUCCCCACAGCCAGUCCUGUACUCCUUGUCUGGCUGCGGGGGUGUUGGGGAGGUGAGGUCCUACCUGAGCAUGUGCACUGGUGGAGCAGGGUGGCAGGCGAACCAGCUCAGUCCCCCAGCAUCGUUCCCCAACUCUUACCCCAUUGUGGUCCUCUAUUGUGGUCUCUGUUAAGGCCUCCCAUUUGUGUCCCAUCACUGUUUCCCAUACCUGUGCCCAGUGCAUAGGGACUGGCAUAGGUAAGCAGUUUCCAUCUCUGCCCCAUCACUAAACUCCUUUGUGGGGCCCCAUUGUGGUCCCCAUCACAGCUAUCCAUGCCAGACUCCAUCACUGUCAUCUCUCUCUGCUCCUAUCACUGUACCUCAUAACUCUCCUUUUUAUAAGCCUCCAUCACCAUUCCCCAUCACUGCCCCAUCAUGGUCCGCCUGUCAUUGCCCUCACCUUUAAUCAUCCUGGCCUUGGUUGGUGCCCUACGUCCCAGAAGCUGCCUCUAGGUGGCGCCAGGGCGUCUCGGUGUGACCUCUUCCUUGUAAAGCAGAAGUCUUGUUAAAGGACAAGAGAGACACAUAAACAACCCAGCAGGGCAGCCCAGAGCCAGGCCAGGCAAGUAUUAGAGCAGGACAAACCCCAAACUAGCUUUGUCUCUACACUCUCCACCCACCUGGACUGCGGUUAUUACCAACUACUCACCCUGGGCCCUCACGCUAGGUCUCUGAGCAGCUGUUGCUUGGUCCUCUGAUCAGGAGAAAGGGGAGACCUGGCAAAGGAGAGAUACAGAAGGUAGCCUUAGUUUAGUAAGUGACUUAAGCUGUAGAGCAGAACGAGGAGCCAGGGACCCAUCUCUCCUUUCAUGUGUACAUUUCACCAGUGCCCAUUGAGCCCCACUGUCUGCCAGGCAUCUUCUGAGCAGUGCUCAGGGGGGAGCAGGUAGACAAGGUAUCUGUCUUGGAGCUGACAUGAAAGGAAGACAGUUGAUAAAUAAGCAAACUAAUAGCUUAUGUGGUUUGGAUGAUAAGCUGAUUUCUAGUUUGGAUGAUGGAUUGGGGAAUGGAAUCCUUUACUGCAUUGGGGAAGCAGGUUUCAGACAUCUAGAGAUGCUAGAAUGGGGUGUACAGGAGACAGUGGGAUAUGCAGGUCUCAGCUCAGGAGCAAUAUCAGGGUCGGAGCAGUGCAGAGGUGGAAGAGCUGUGGUCAUCCUAAAAUGGUAUGCCCAGAGGAGCAGAGAUGGAGGAGUCUCACAGCAUGGGUGCUGGAGGAGGUGGCUGCAAUGCUGCAGAGGGAAGAGAACCCCCCCCCAUCUUUUCCCCUCCAUCCUAGACAAAGGGAUGAUGACCAAGGCACCUGAGGUCUCACGAUCUGAAUCUCUGGAGCUCUUUUGUGUGACUAACCUCCGUGUGAACUUCUCCAAACUGCACACACUGGGUGACAGGCCCCUGCGGGGCCUCAAGGGAUACCCCUUCUGCUACUAUGCCCUCUGUGAGAUUGUGGCCCAAGGCAGCUGCCUGUGCCAUGACCAUGCCUCUGAGUGCAGGCCUGCACCCAGGACCCCAGCUAAUGUGGAAGGCAUGGUAAGCACCACGGGAGGGGCAUCCUGUUGCUGGUGGGGUGGACAAGCUGAGGGACUAGGGAAGACUCUUCUUGCCCUCCUCUCUGCCAGGUGCAUGGCUAUUGCAUCUGCCACCACCACACAGCUGGUACCCACUGUAAGCACUGCCAGAACCUGCACCAGGAUCACCCAUGGCAUGCUGCAGAGCCUGGGCACCCCCAUGCCUGCUGGGGGAGGUGCCGUGCCCUACUCUGCCUGGCCAUACUUGCCAUGGGUCAGCCCACUCCAUAUCCACCUUCCUUGUUCUGCCUCAGAAUGCAAGUGCCAUGGGCAUGCCUGCAGUUGUCAUUUUGACAUGGUCCUGCACCUGGCAUCUAGCAAUGUAAGUGGAGGCGUGUGUGACGCAUGUCAGCACAACACAGCUGGGCACCACUAUGAGCUCUACCAGCUCUUCUCCCAUUGAGAUCCCUGGGAGGAUCCCCAUUCCCUUCACUCCUGCAAAUGUGAGCCCUCCAACCGCCAAUCCCAACUCUGACCCAGAUCCUUCAGUUCCAUGGUGACCUCUGACCUAACUCUGUCCUCACUUCUGACCCCUGAUCCAGCCUGUGACUGUGACCCUGUGGGUGCCCUGGAACGGGGUUUGUGUGAUGCCCACAUAGAUGAGACCCGUGGCCUCCUCUCUGGGCAGUGUCACUGCAAAGUUCACGUCUAGGGGCGGCACUGUGACUCCUGUCGGCCUGUCACUGUGGCCUGAGCCCCACUCAGUCAGAGGGCUGCCAGCGUGAGUGAUCCUAAGAGUGGUCCCCCACCUCCAUGUCCUCCUUGCUCUGACCUUAAUCACUGCCCUAAUAGCACAUGCACCCACCUGCCCCCACAGCAGUGCCAUUAGCACCCUGAGACCCCUGUGCCUUAGCCUGCAGGUGCGACCCCUGGGGUCGGGUCCCUGGCACUCAUGCCUGUGAUCCCUGCAGUGGUGCCUGUCACUGCAAAGGCUUUGUCUCUGGAUGGGACUGCAGCCAUUGUUUGGUGAGCUUUGAUCCACCUUCUGAUUUGACCUUGAUCUUGGGUGCCUAGCUUCUAGAAACUGAGAAGUAUAAGGCUAUAAUCAGUGUGACUGUAGACUGAGCUUUGCACAUGGGUUGGUGGCACUUCCUCACCUGGUCACUAGGUUCAGUGCCACCUUGGCUAGCUGAAGCAGCAUGUGCCCUCAGGUGGGAGCUUUGGGAACAAAAGAAAGAAAAGCAAUUAAACGAGUUACAACAGUGUUAUGCACUGGCUUUAAAGGCACUGGGUUUAAAGGUGUUUCACAGCACAGUGUUUGAAGGAAGACUCAGUCCAAGGAACAACUCCAUCCUCUUUUUGCCUCUCCUUGAACAUUACAAAUCCUUUGUUUAACUUUAAUUUUAACACUGGCUGUGUCCUCAUCUUCCUACCUCUUACCUCCCCUCCAUGAAACUGUGCAGGAGUACACCAGGGUCUCCCCUCCUCCUCUCAGCCACAGGCAGAGGAGCAUUCAAGCCCUGCACUCACCCCCCUUCCUCCUGCAACAGGCAGUCCCAGUAUGUGACCUCCCAGGCCCUUGACCCUCCUCCAUCUCCAUCCAGAUCUUCCUGUCCUCCCUCCACCCACCUGCUCUCUCUUACAGCCCAAGUUCUGGGGUCUGACCAGCGACUCUAGGCUGCCGGCCCUGUGACUGUGACUUUGGGGGUGCUUACAGCAACAGGUACAAGGCAGGAUCUGGGGGUCACGGUCAAGUGACAGGAAUCGGGAGUUGACUCCAUCCCCUCCCUGCCUCCACGAUCGCUCAGGUGUUCUGCAGGAGAGGGCCUCUGCCUGUGCUGCCCCCACCUCUGUGGCUGCCCCUGCCAUGAACUCCAAUCUGGGCACUUCUGUGCUGCCUUUGACCAGGCCGCUGCUGAAGCCGAGCUUGGCCAGAGCCUCCAGCCAGCCUACCGCCUGCUGCCUGUGAGUGUCCAG
Diceros bicornis minor is the source of this 4845-nucleotide messenger RNA. RefSeq lists its product as uncharacterized. The record is from RefSeq and is a predicted model, not a curated record. Gene Ontology annotation, cellular component: laminin trimer. Gene Ontology annotation, molecular function: extracellular matrix structural constituent. The transcript has a single exon. Gene Ontology annotation, biological process: basement membrane assembly; substrate adhesion-dependent cell spreading; cell migration. Lineage: Eukaryota; Metazoa; Chordata; Mammalia; Perissodactyla; Rhinocerotidae. Bases 2279 to 3331 code for a protein of 350 amino acids.